AUGGCUAUGCCUACAGCUGCCAAUGAUGUGACUGCAGGAGUCUCCCAGAUCUCCCUUGGUCGUGCACCUUUAAUAUGGCACGAUGCUACCACAGAACUGCUCCAAGCAACGAGCGAACUAAAACUCGGUCAGCUUGUCAAAGAUGACAGUUUCUCCCUCUACGACUCAAUUGGCGCUCUGGAAAUCAUGGACGCAAAGAUGGACUCGGGAUUGAUCCCUCCGAAUGAGGGGCCUGAUGCGUUUGAUGUGUGCAAACCGAUGUUACCAGAGGAGGUUGUUGGGCUAAUGGAUCAAUUGCUCGCUGCGGAGAUGAGCUGGCAUACAGCAACGUCACUCUCGCAAACAGUGUUCACAUCGCUGCACGUCGAGCACAUACUAUCUCAGUAUUCCAAGAAUCCUCACGCCGGGAUAUCACACAUCACGUACCUCCGAGAUGGAGAGGCUGCACCCGAGUCCUCUGGGUCGCCCGAAGCACUGAUGCACUAUGUCUUCCGACCGUACGUCCUUGCUCUGAUCAAGUGCGUGGAUUAUGCUAGAGAGAGGAUGUUGCAAGGACAGUUAUAUGAGGAUGAGGAUGUAUCGACAAUGACGUUCGGCUGGUCGCCCUUGGAGUAUGCCCAAUGUGAGGAAGUCCUUACUCUUCUUGACGCGGCGAAUAAGUGGCUUGAAGAGCACAAUGAAUAUCUAACGGACAAAAUCGCCCAGGCGCUUCAGUCAAGGAUCGCACUCCGGUGGGCAUUCUUGGUGGCUUUGAGCACGCCGUCGAUAGCAGAAUCAAUAACGGCCUUUCAAAUUUGUCUAGAACACGUCGAGGACGCAAGCAAAACGAGGUUUUUAGCAAAAGAAGUGCCAAAGGCCUUCAGUAUGUCCGUUCAGCGCACAUUGGCUAGCCAGAUUCCACCUCGGCAAAUGAUGAUUAGGUCAGUUGAUGAUGCUUACGCGUACUUGGAGCGUGUGUGCUCGGACAUGCGGGGGUUGAUGGUCAUCUCGGAAUAUGUUUCUGGCACUGAUCUCUUUAACUACUUUCAGGCGUUUGCCGUCCGCCGCCCCGUUGCAUCUGGUUAUGUCCGGGCGUCUUUGCAGGUUUUCUUCCUUCAGGAACUUCGAGUCCUUGGCAAGAUUACCCUACAACAAUUCAUGGUCGAUCUAAUUACAGAGUUCGCGGGCGUUCACCACCACGUUUCGGUAAAUGCGCCAGAAGACGCCUCGGAACAAGCUGUUAGAGCACAUCAGCUGGUUCAGGAUUUCCUCCAGAAGGCUGCUAUUCCCACCGUCGACCUGUUUCGCGUGUUUUGCCAUAACCGUGCAAGAUUACGACGUAAUAUGAUCAAGAUGUUAUACGAGUUUGAUGCUUUGCAAGUAGAGGCCGAGGCAAUCGAUGCUGAAAUACUCACGCUCCUGAAUCAGCAGCCCUUGCAAACAGAACGCGGGCCGUCUCACCCGUAUCCGCUGAGCUCAUGGGUCUAUCACAACAAACUGCAGCUCAUGGAGACUAUCAUUCUUUUAGGGUUUGAGUUGGAGUUGUAUCAGCCGUAUGAAUGGUCCUUGAUGUACUGGUAUUUGGACUACAUUUUGGACGUUCAUCGGCAUCACCUGGAGAGAACCACGGUCCAUAUCAGCGCUCCAAAGACUGCUCCAAAACUAUCGUCGAAAAAGUCGAAGAAAAACAAAAAACCGACGCUUCCGCCAAUGCAUCCAAGCGAUGCUAGUGCAUUGGCGUUCGUCGAGAGUUUGCAUCUCCAGACUGUCGGUUACGGUCACCUGAGUCGAGGUUGCUUUAGGCUGACAGCAGCUCUGACAAAGCUUGGGCUAAUAUCGAGACCUGAAAGGUCGAAGUUGGCCGAGUCGACUUGGUAUAACCUGCGCCUAAAGCCUUUCUUGAGGAUAGGGGCGCCCGAGUUUGUUCCGUUCAAUGAUUUCAAGUCGGUGACAAACGUGGAUCGGGUAGAUGCCACUGCACUAUUGGAAGUCACGCAAGAUUACUUUGCCCAGGCCAAGAAGUCAAUCGAACUAUUCACCAAACUGCCUAUCGAUGUCAAGCGGACGAGCUUGUGUGAAACCCUGCACAAAGCAAGCUGUUCAGAUCUCCUUCGAUCAUGUGUUGCAAAUAGUGUCUUCUCACAGGUCGUGCGAAAGAUGCCGACAAGUACCAUUGCAGCAUCAGGCAAAGUCAUCAAAGCAGAAGCAAAAUAUCACGCAUGGUUUCAAACCUUGAGUAUAGGAGAUAAAGCAAAAAAGGUAUGA
Saitoella complicata NRRL Y-17804 is the source of this 2244-nucleotide messenger RNA. RefSeq names its product Mak10-domain-containing protein. The record is from RefSeq and is a predicted model, not a curated record. Gene Ontology annotation, cellular component: NatC complex. The transcript has 6 exons. Gene Ontology annotation, biological process: N-terminal peptidyl-methionine acetylation. The coding region runs from base 1 to 2244 and encodes 747 amino acids. Lineage: Eukaryota; Fungi; Ascomycota; Saitoellomycetes; Saitoellales; Saitoellaceae.